This is a messenger RNA of Cuscuta epithymum, 2441 nucleotides long. The record is from the annotation of a GenBank genome assembly. Lineage: Eukaryota; Viridiplantae; Streptophyta; Magnoliopsida; Solanales; Convolvulaceae.
UACAAUUUGGGUGCGGCGUACCAAAAAUAAAGGCGCAGUUUUUUCCAAAACCCUAUUUGUCAAAAACCCUGUUCUAAAGCUCCAACUAUCUCCUUGUACAAUAGGUCAAUAAUCCAUAGCCUCUUCUGGGAGUGCUUCCUGAGUCCAACUGAAAAGGAAACUAAGCAAUGGCGUACCAAGGUGGGAAUUUGAAAUCCACGUCGAUCAAUGGCGUCAAGAUGUACACGGUCGCCGGCCAAAACCGUUCUUUAGCUUCAUGGAUUCCACCUAAGAAGCUCAAAGCCCUACGCAAAGAUCCAAAUUAUUUGCAAAGACUAGAUAUAAUCCAAGAUCUGAGAUUUGAAACUGCAACAACUAGAAUUAAGGUGUCUCCUGAUGGGGAGUAUCUCAUUGCCUCAGGCAUUUACCCACCGCAAAUUAAAGUAUACGAGUUGCGGGAACUGUCAUUGAAGUUUGAAAGGCAUUUGAUUUCAGAGAUUGUUAAUUUUGAGGUCUUGAGUGAUGACUACUCAAAAAUAGCCUUUCUUUGCGCUGAUCGCUCUGUUUGCCUUCAUGCAAAAUAUGGAAGUCACUACAGUAUACGCAUUCCAAGGAUGGGAAGAGAUAUUGCAUAUGAUUGUUGGUCAUGUGAUUUGAUGUGUGCUGCUUCAUCACCGGAAUUGUACAGAAUAAAUUUAGAACGGGGUUGCUUCCUUGAGUCUUUAAGCACACAAUCUCCAGCACUAAAUGUUGUUUCUAGAAGUAAGAUCCAUGGACUAAUUGCCUGUGGAGGUGAAGAUGGUGCUGUUGAAUGCUUUGACUUGAGAGCAAAAUCUUCAAUUGGCAGGAUAAAUGCCAUUGCUGCUGCUGGUGACCUUGACCAGGAAGUGACUGCAUUAGAGUUUGAUGGGGAUGGGGGUUACCUGAUGGCAGCUGGAAGUAGUGGUGGUAAGGUUAUGAUUUUUGACCUGCGUUCAUCACAUCCCAUGCAAGUAAAGGAUCACAAGUAUGGAAGCCCGAUACAUAAUAUUAAAUGGCACAAGACACUUAACACAGAACGUUCGAAGUUAAUAACUGCCGACCACCACGUUGUUAGAGUCUGGGACCCUGACACAGGAGAAGGCAUGACAAGCAUUGAACCAACUGGUGGCAGAAUAAAUGAUUUAUGUGUGUUUAGUGGAACUGGGUUAAUAUUGGUGGCACUAGACUCCAGUCAAAUACCUUCUUAUUUUAUACCUGCUCUAGGACCUGCACCUAAGUGGUGCUCUUACCUAGAGAAUUUAACGGAAGAGAUGGAGGAGGGUGCACAGACAACUAUUUAUGACGAUUUCAAAUUUUUGACAAAAGAAGAUCUUGAUAAGUUGAAUCUGACUCACAUGAUAGGAACAAACCUUUUAAGAGCCUACAUGCAUGGUUAUUUUAUUAAUUACCGUCUGUAUACAAAGGCAAAAUCUCUCGCAGACCCAUUUAUGUAUGAUGAUUAUUUAGAACAAAAGAAAAAGAAGAAACUUGAAAAGCAACUUGAAUCCCGUAUUACGAUUAAGAGGAGACUCCCAAAAGUUAACAAGGCAUUUGCGUCUAAACUUCUUGAUAACGAAGAAGCUGAAAAAGUGGAAGGUGAUGGUGUUGAUGCCAAAAAAGCAUCAAAGAAAAAGAAGGGACCAACCAGCAGUGAAAUUUUAGAAGAUCAGCGGUUCUCAGCAAUGUUUGAAAAUAAGGAUUUUGAAAUUGAUGAACGCUCUCAAGAGUACCGAGCAUUGCACCCUGUGGCAUCUGCAAAGAAAGCUUCUCUGUUGGAGGAACAUUUUAAUCCAGUUAUGGAUGGUGAGGAUCAAAGCGACUCUGAAUCUGCAGCUCCUUCAACAUCAGAAGAUGAUGAACACGAUAAGAGAAAGAAAGCACGGGUUCCCAGAUUGUAUGCAGUAAAGGAUGAUCGACAUGCAGAUGCAUUCUGGAAUAAUAGAUCCCUUGCAGAGGAGGACGCCCUUCCUUUGGAAAAGAGGGUGGCAGCACUGAAUAAUAAGAAUACCAAUAGUCAGCAAGAUUUUGAUAUCAAGGUGGGAAUGGGAGGAUCACGGGAGAUGUCCUUCACAGCCAAAAGAAGCUCAAAGUACAAGAAAGAUGAUGACGAUGAGGACAGAGAGGAAAAGCCAAUGAAGAGAAGGGGAAUCCAGUCAUUGAAACUUAAGCCCGAUGGGCCUGCCUCAGGCUUCAGGGGCCGUGGCAGAGGAGGGAGAUCCGGAGCAGGCAGAGGAAGAGGACGAGGCAGGGGGCGUGGCCGCGGCCGACGGUGAAUUCUUGACAUAAUAUCUAUGUAGCAGCAAAGUAUACACUUGAUCACAUAACACCAAUGUAAUGGUUUUGACUGGAUUAAGUUUAUUAUCACACAGCUCCUGGAUCAAUUGUAAAGAUAAUUAUUUUUAUGCUUGGCCGGUGCUUAUAUUAAUUUUUUCUUCUUUUCA